CGGGACCUGGGGAUCAGUCCGUCUUCCUCACGCACCCUCGGCGCUGGAAGCGGCCGCUUUAUGAAAUGAGCAGCUUAUUAGGGAAAGCCGAUGUUAUUUUUGAGGAAGAUGAUCUGCCUUAUGAAGAAGAGAUCAUUCGCAAUCCUUAUUCUGUUAAAUGCUGGAUACGCUACAUUGAGUAUAAACAGUCUGCGCCCAAACAUGUGGUGAACAUGAUCUACGAGAGAGCUCUCAAAGAACUUCCUGGCAGUUACAAGCUGUGGUACAAUUACCUGAAACAGCGGCGGAAACAGGUGAAGGGGAGAUGUGUCACAGACCCUGCGUUCGAGGAGGUUAACAACUGCCAUGAGCGAGCCCUGGUUUUCAUGCACAAGAUGCCGCGUAUUUGGCUGGACUACUGUCAGUUCCAGGUUGACCAGUGUAAGAUAACGAGAACUCGCCGCACCUUUGACAGGGCCCUUCGGGCCCUCCCUGUCACCCAGCAUUAUCGCAUUUGGCCCAUGUACCUGAAGUUCGUCCGCCUGUUUCCGCUGUCAGAGACUGCAAUCCGAGUCUACAGGCGCUACCUGAAGCUGUCUCCUGAAAACGCUGAGGAAUACAUUGAGUAUCUCCACUCCAUCGAUCGUCUGGACGAAGCUGCUGUCCGGCUCGCUGCCAUCGUCAACGAUGAAUCAUUUGUCUCAAAAGAAGGAAAAUCAAACUAUCAACUGUGGCACGAGCUCUGCCACCUCAUUUCUACAAACCCAGAUCAGGUGAAGUCCCUGAACGUUGGGGCCAUUAUCCGGGGUGGUCUGACCCGCUUCACGGACCAACUAGGGAAGCUCUGGUGUUCCUUAGCUGAUUAUUACAUUAGAAGUGGUCAUUUUGAAAAGGCCAGAGACGUGUAUGAAGAGGCGAUUCAAACAGUGAUGACAGUUCGAGAUUUCACUCAAGUGUUUGAUAGCUAUGCGCAGUUUGAGGAGAGCAUGAUUGCAGCCAAGAUGGAGACGACAGCAGAAAUGGGGCAAACUGAGGAAGAUGAUAUCGAUCUGGAGCUGCGAUUGGCUCGGUUUGAGCAGCUGAUAAACAGGCGUCCCCUCCUUUUGAACAGUGUGCUGCUUCGCCAGAACCCACACAACGUACACGAGUGGCAUAAACGUGUCAAACUGUACGAAGGAAAGCCGCGAGAGAUCAUAAACACAUACACAGAAGCUGUGCAGACAGUUGACCCAUUAAAAGCUACUGGAAAACCACAUUCACUCUGGGUUUCGUUUGCAAAGUUUUACGAAGAAAAUAGUCAAAUUCAGGAUGCUCGGACUAUAUUCGAGAAAGCCACAAAAGUAAAUUUCAAACAUGUUGACGACCUCGCCGGUGUUUGGUGUGAAUACGGGGAGAUGGAACUGCGGCAUGAAAACUACGACGAGGCACUUCGACUGUUGAGGAGAGCUACAGCAGUACCGGCAAGGAAAGCUGAGUACUUUGAUUCAACAGAACCCGUCCAGAACAGAGUAUACAAGUCACUGAAAGUCUGGUCCAUGUUAGCAGAUCUGGAGGAGAGUCUUGGCACUUUUAAGUCCACAAAGGCAGUGUACGACAGAAUUAUAGAUCUGCGAAUCGCCACACCUCAAAUCAUCAUCAAUUAUGCAAUGUUCCUGGAGGAGCACACCUACUUUGAAGAAAGUUUUAAGGCUUACGAGAGAGGGAUUGCCCUAUUUAAGUGGCCCAACGUAUACGAUAUUUGGAACACUUACCUUACGAAAUUCAUCGAUCGAUACGGUGGGAAGAAACUGGAACGAGCGCGAGACCUCUUUGAACAAGCUCUUGAUGGAUGCCCACCGAAAUUUGCCAAAACUAUCUACCUGCUGUAUGCUAAGCUGGAGGAAGAGUAUGGCUUAGCCCGACAUGCCAUGGCUGUGUACGAACGAGCAACGAAGGCGGUCGAGACUUUGGAGCAGUAUGAGAUGUACAACAUCUACAUUAAAAGAGCAGCCGAAAUCUACGGGGUUACCCACACGCGGGGUAUCUAUGAGAAGGCGAUUGAGGUGUUGCCGGAUGAGCAUGCCCGGGACAUGUGCUUGCGAUUCUCUGAUAUGGAAUGCAAACUGGGUGAAAUUGAUCGGGCCCGUUCCAUUUACUCUUACUGCUCCCAGCUGUGUGAUCCCAGGAUAACACCGUCAUUCUGGCAGACCUGGAAGGAAUUUGAGAUCCGACAUGGUAACGAGGACACCAUUCGUGAGAUGUUGCGGAUUAAGCGUAGCGUGCAGGCCACGUACAACACCCAGGUCAAUUUUAUGUCCUCGCAGAUGUUGAAGGCCUCCACUAAUGCUACAGGCACAGUGUCUGAUCUUGCACCUGGGCAAAGUGGAAUGGAUGACAUGAAACUACUGGAGCAGAAAGCCCAACAGCUGGCGGAAGAAGCUGAGAGGGAAAAACCCAAACCCAAAGACAAAAUUCUGUUUGUCAGGAGUGAUGCAUCUCGCACCGAACUCGCCGAGCUUACAAAGCAGGCCAACCCGGAUGAGAUUGAUAUCGAUGAUGAUGAUGACGACGAUGAGGAGGGUGAUGAUGAACCAGAUGAGGUGCCACUUGAGCAGAAAGCUGUCCCCUCGGCAGUGUUUGGGGGUCUGAAAGAUGACUGAACAGUAACUCGAUGCAGAAUAAUUACUCCCUAUCAUCCAUCACCUUUGAUAGCAGAAGCUGCUGUUUGGAAUGCAGAUACCCUGUACGUGCUGUUUAAGGCACAUCUUAGCUGGUUAAGAAGCUGGACUGAUGGAAGGAUUUAUUUCUUCCCCUUCUGUUUUGAAUUCCAAUUCCCCCUCCUGGUACCUGUGUAUUACCAGCCAAUGGGCACUGCCUUCUCUUCUGUUAAGCGGUAUUUAUAUAAAUGUAUGGCUAGAGCUAGUUUCUUUAAGGACUUAAAGCUCAUUUCUAUUACAUUAAUAAAUGAGAAUUCUACAAAAUA
Messenger RNA from Carcharodon carcharias (great white shark), 2941 nucleotides. It is a transcript of the gene xab2, whose product is annotated as XPA binding protein 2. Gene Ontology annotation, molecular function: protein binding. The transcript is spliced from 19 exons. The coding region runs from base 66 to 2618 and encodes 850 amino acids. The record is from RefSeq and is a predicted model, not a curated record. Lineage: Eukaryota; Metazoa; Chordata; Chondrichthyes; Lamniformes; Lamnidae. Gene Ontology annotation, biological process: mRNA splicing, via spliceosome; generation of catalytic spliceosome for first transesterification step. Gene Ontology annotation, cellular component: U2-type catalytic step 2 spliceosome; Prp19 complex; post-mRNA release spliceosomal complex.